AUGGCAAACCUGGAUAUCAAUGCAAAUGUUAAUCACUUUUCCUCCACCCAGGAAAGGACAACCAAGCCACAGCCUCUGCCACCUCUGACCACUCACAGGACCACCUCCAGCACCGCUGCCAGCACCACCUCCAGCACCACUGUCUCCAGACAGGCAAUCUCCACCAGCAGCUCACAGCUGCCUCUCACCAGGACAUCUCCAACUCCCAGCUCUUCCCCUGCCCCCAGCAGCACUCUCAGCACCCUCCUCACCUCUCCCACCACUGCCACACUCUCCUCCACAGCAGCCCCAAACAGCAGCCCCAAGCCUACCCCUACCACCCUGAGCCCCAGGGCCUCUUCCACAGCACCAACUGCUGCAACAGAGCUCCCUGCAGCAGAGUCCUCUGCAGCCUCCACAGCCAAGACCAGCACAGUGCCAUGGGCAGCUGCUUCUGCUUCCUCAGCUGUGUCCUCAGCAUGGCCAAGCUCCUCCCACCUGGCAGCCUCCACCCAGGAAAGGACAACCAAGCCACAGCCUCUGCCACCUCUGACCACUCACAGGACCACCUCCAGCACCGCUGCCAGCACCACCUCCAGCACCACUGUCUCCAGACAGGCAAUCUCCACCAGCAGCUCACAGCUGCCUCUCACCAGGACAUCUCCAACUCCCAGCUCUCCCCGUGCCCCCAGCAGCACUCUCAGCACCCUCCUCACCUCUCCCACCACUGCCACACUCUCCUCCACAGCAGCCCCAAACAGCAGCCCCAAGCCUACCCCUACCACCCUGAGCCCCAGGGCCUCUUCCACAGCACCAACUGCUGCAACAGAGCUCCCUGCAGCAGAGUCCUCUGCAGCCUCCACAGCCAAGACCAGCACAGUGCCAUGGGCAGCUGCUUCUGCUUCCUCAGCUGUGUCCUCAGCAUGGCCAAGCUCCUCCCAGCCUGGUAAGGCUCCCUCCUGCCCUCCGUUUGACGUGCAGACGAUGAUGGUCAACACAGCCUGCGGCUGCUGUGCGCCGCAGCUGCUCCUGAAGCAGAGGAUCCAGCUCCCGUGCCAGGACCCAGACAACCCUGGGAGAAGGCUCAGCACAGAACUGGUUGUGUUGAAGGGCUGCGUGUGCAAGGCUGACAGCUGCACACACUAG
Dryobates pubescens (Downy woodpecker) is the source of this 1125-nucleotide messenger RNA. Its product is annotated as mucin-2-like. NCBI's taxonomy places the organism in Eukaryota, Metazoa, Chordata, Aves, Piciformes, Picidae. The transcript has 4 exons. The record is from RefSeq and is a predicted model, not a curated record. Bases 1 to 1125 code for a protein of 374 amino acids.